AUGAGUACCCGGACAACCCGAGCUCGUAAGACCAAGGAAUCAGAUACCGGCCCAGUGGACAGCAGAGGUGGCAGUGGUCCAAGUUCUGCCACAGAAAAGAACGAUAGUAGUGACCAAGCAACAACCAUGGCCGAGAGGGUCCAGCAGCAGAGCUCUGUUGAACCUGGGGAAAACAUCUCCCUGGGCUCUACUAGCUCAACGAGACCGACAUCUCCGGUGCAGGCAACACGCACUUGGGAAUUGACAGCUCACGGUACUGUACGCUGUGAAAAAAACGCUGCCGGGGAAGCCAUCCAUAUCAUUCUUUCCACAAAUCCACUGAAUCUCCAAACCUUGAGACCUGUAGCGGAUUGGACUCGAUCAAUCUAUACAGCUCUUGCAGAGAGCCGGCCGAUAAUGCCUUUUCAGCAAAUGUAUAAACCUCUUAGUCAGGAAGAGGUGGGCUACAUCCGGAAGAGGCUGGAAGAAUACAGGAAACGGCAUAUCCAUAAAUUAGAUGGCUUUGACUGUGCAGUAAUCCUCGCGGACGCCAAGACCCUAUUUUCGUAUUUUGUGCUCCUAGAGUCGACGAUCAAAACACAUCAGACCGAGCCACAAUCCAAAAAGAGACCCACUGGGGCUGCAAACGCGGCGGCGACGACAUUAGGAAGCAGGCAUGAGGAUCUCCCUCUUUGCUCCGCAGAUGGAACUCCUUACUGGAAUAGUAUUGAGAAUGAUGGAGUCAGGCAAAUGGCGACAAUGGACGAUCGGCAGGUGACUUGGUUCUGCGUAUCACAUCCAUUUGCCGUCAUGCCGCAUGUUCCCUUCCGGGCCGUCCCCUUUACUAACGCACGACGAUAG
Histoplasma mississippiense is the source of this 840-nucleotide messenger RNA. RefSeq lists its product with no specific name. The record is from RefSeq and is a predicted model, not a curated record. The transcript is spliced from 5 exons. Bases 1 to 840 code for a protein of 279 amino acids. Lineage: Eukaryota; Fungi; Ascomycota; Eurotiomycetes; Onygenales; Ajellomycetaceae.